Molecule: messenger RNA, 3070 nt
Organism: Nymphalis io (European peacock)
Lineage: Eukaryota; Metazoa; Arthropoda; Insecta; Lepidoptera; Nymphalidae
Product: mpv17-like protein
Exons: 4
Coding region: 251-844 (197 amino acids)
Cellular component (GO): cytoplasm; membrane
Source: RefSeq, a predicted model, not a curated record
AGAAUUUUCAAAGGAUUGGUGAAUAAAACAUUCAGCCAGUAUUAAUUGUAGCCGGAAGUAAAAUGUACUUUAGUAUUAUGAACGUGCUAAGUUUAGAAGAUAUCUAUUUUAAUGUGUUUAACAAAAUAUUACUUACACGUGCUACAUUAAGUUGGCACAUUAUCAAAAAAAUUAACGCUAUAAGUAUUUCCAAAAAUAGUUAAAGGUUAUAAAAUAUUUUAGGAGUUUUGUUAUAUAAUUGUCAGUGAAAAUGUCUGUAUUUAGUAAAAACAUCAUUGUAGCCUUUAAAAAGUAUCCUGUUCUUCGAGGAAUGGCAUCAUAUGGUACUAUUUGGCCAAUUUCUAGUUUUAUACAACAAACAUUUGAAGGAAAACGAUUUGAUUCUGAUAAUAAGUAUGAUUGGUUAAGAUGUGCUCGUUUCGGUUUUUAUGGUUCCUGUUAUGUUGCUCCUACACUUUAUACUUGGUUAACAAUUGCUAGUAUAAUGUGGCCAGGAAAUACCAUUAAAGCUGCAGCAUUUAAGACAUUUUUUGAAACCAUUACAUAUACUCCAUUUGCAAUGUGCAGCUUCUACUUUGGUAUGAGUUUAUUAGAACUCAAAACUUUUAAUGAAGCAGUUGCAGAAGUAAGCACAAAAUUCUGGCCCACUUAUAAGGUAGGUGCAUCUAUCUGGCCAGCAGUUGCAAUGAUUAACUUCUGUUUAAUACCUGAAAAAAAUAGAGUUCCGUUUAUUAGUGUCUGCAGUCUCAUUUGGACUUGUUUCUUGGCUUAUAUGAAACAUUUAGAUAAAGACAAUAUAGCUUUAAAAUCUGAAAAACAAUCUGGUCAGUUCUUUACUGCAUAAGAAAAUAUAAUUUACAUUUGUUAUCAUGAAAUAUGAUGGUAUAUUUCAUUAGCGUUUAAGAAUAGAUUUUUGUUGUAGGACUUUUGACUAGAUUAAAUAAACUUAAAGUAAUCUUUAGUAGCACAAAAACAAACCCUUUUGUUAGCCUAUGUUCUUACAUAUCUACUUAUGUAGGAAAAUGGCUAACAAAAAAAAUUAGGAACUUUAGUAAGGGCCCUGUGCAAUAUGCAAUUAUUAUGCAAUUGGUGAUAAUUAAAAAAAUUAAAUUGGUGAUGCACUUGGUGAUAAUUCAAAAUCUCCUAGUAAGCUUUUGUGGACAUAAUUCAAUAUAUAGAGCAAUUUAUUAAUAUAUAAAAUUAUUUUAAGUAUUUUUAGCAGUAUUAGAAUUUGUUGAAAAUUAUACUUUUAACAUCUCAGUAUACAAAGUGUGUAAUGUGAGUAUUACCUUUAAUAUGUCAUUUAACAAAUUUCCUUUACACACAUUCUGACCUCGACUUCAAAAGUACAGUUAUAUUAAGCAAAAAGGUAUGAUAUGUUAUUUUUUAUUACAAGUAUACUACAAUAUUAUAUAAAAUUAUGAUAAUUUCUAAUGAUGGUUUACAUUUUAAGGAAUUAUAAUAUUAUAUUCAAAUAUAUGUAAGUCAAAUUAAGACUAGAGUAGUGAAUUAAAAAAGGAAAUAUCUUCCAUACUUUUUAAAAUUAGUAUAUUUCUCAUCACAAUAUUAUUAUUUACAUCGGUGUAGCUUAUACAUAAAACCAUUUUGUUUAAAUGGGAUGGUCUAAAAAUAUAAUGUUUAUUGUUGCUGUGUAAAACUGUUUUUACACGGCAACAAUUUAUAAAACCUUAAUUAUUAGAUGUCUUAAUAAUCUUAAAGAUUUACAUGUGAUUUCUACAAUACAGGUAUUUGCAAUUAAAUUGCAUGUUAGAAUAAUGUAUAUUUUACAUAGGUAUUUAUUUUUAAAGUAUUUUUAUGCAUGAACAUGAGAAUAGAGAAUAUUUAGUAAAAUGACAAUAAAAUGUUAAUAUAAUAAAACAAUUUAACACAGCAAAACUCCAGUGUAACUUAAAAUUAAUUAAAUGAAUAUAUUAAUUGUAUAAGUAUACACUACAAAUGAUUUUAUUAAUAGUAUAAAAAGUUUAUAAAAUUGUUGUUGUAAUCAUUAUAGACACAGAGUUCUAAAAUCUUAUUACCUAUGUAUAGGUAAUUUUUACCAUAGUUAUCAUACAAUUCAAGCAUGGUUCAUGUUGCCAUUCACAUUUAAAAGGUGAAAUAUGGACAAUUAUGUGGUUUUAUAAUUUUGAUUAUUAUAAUAUUUGGUUUUUUAGUAUUAUUAUAUAAUUUUGUUACAAUUUAUUGUACAUAUAUUAUAAUUAUGCCUUUAAAAGGCUGAACAGUUCCUAAAAUAAAUAGUUUUUAAUGAGAUAAUAAAAUGUUAGCAAAAAGUGUGGAAUUGUGAUAAAAUACAAUUAAUUGUAGGUGCCUACUUUAUAAUCUUCUAUUGCCUGUUUUCAUUCAAUUUGUGGUAAUAAUCUCACUUUUUAAGCACUGUGCAAUUUUUUUAUAACUAUAACAUCAUUUUUAAAAUAAUGAUAUAUACAAAUAUUUGUAUAUUGAUACAAAUUAACUUAUGAAGAAAAAUGCUUACCUCCCAAUAUUAAUAUUGUUAUCAAGCGCCACUAAACUAAUUUAAUUAAAAUAUUCAAAUGCUAAUAACUCACUAUCAGAGUGUAUAUUAUGACUUUAACACUCUUGAUACUGCAAUUAAUUAAUUAUGAUAUGCAUGUAUUUUAUAUUCUAACCUAAUAAUAUUGGUCGAUAGGUACUUAGUACCUACCAAACUAAUUCGAAUAGCACGACCCCUACUGCGAUAGUAUUUAAAAGCGUGUUUAAGAAUGACUACAAAGUGACAGAUCACAGUAAUGUCAGAAUGACCGGUCAUUGAUGUUAAUGAUUUAAGUAGGUACCUAAUAUUGAAGCAAAGGUACCAAAUGCGGGUAGUAUUUUAAAGCUGAUCUGUCACUUUGUACAGUCACAUUCUGAUGCACGCUGAAGAUUAGAUAAUAGAUUAGCUACGCUUCAUAGGUCAGUUGAAAUAAAAAUACAAAAUCUACAUAAAAAAAUAUUAUAGUUCUUUUAUUUCUUGUUGUGUUUAAGUCAUAUGUUUAGUAUUAGUUACUAUAUUAUUUUAAAGUAAACAAAUGAUUGAUUAAAAUAUUUUGAUGAA